CCACGGGGCGCGGAGCCAAGGGAAAGAUGCUACAGCUUAUGCCGGAAGGCCGCCUGUGGUCACUCAGGCUUUUCCUCGAGUCUCUCCUCUUCCUGCCCACCCCACCGUCUCCUUAUCUCACCCCAGAGCAGAAGUGAAUUCUGAGCACCAGCAGUGAAAUUUCUGGGCUUUGGAAAGGAGGACCGGGCUCCGAACCCUCCCAGGGCCUUGGACAUCGCUGUUCUAAGACAAUCCAAGGUUCUGAUUUGAAGGCCCUGAAAAUCCAUCACAGAAGUACAUUCUCAGACUGAAAACUUUGAGUGGUGUCCAAGAUGAAUCUGAUUGAGCACUCCCAUUUACAAGCCAUGGAUGAAUUUUCUCUUUCUGAAAAUGUGUUUGGUGUGCUAACAGAACAGGAGGCAGGUGCUCUGGGGCAGAAUCUGGAUUUGGAGUCGUAUUCACCAUACAGCAAUGCCCAGUUUCCUCAAGUCCAACCACAGAUUUCGUCGUCUUCCUAUUAUUCCAGCCUGGGUUUCUACCCCCAGCAGCCGGAAGAGUGGUACUCUCCUGGAAUGUAUGAACUCCGGCGAAUGCCGGCUGAGACUGUGUACCAGGCAGAGACUGAGGUGUCAGAGAUGCCUGUAACCAAGAAGCCCCGCAUGGCCACAUCAUCGGCGGGAAGGAUAAAAGGGGAUGAGCUGUGCGUGGUCUGUGGAGACAGGGCCUCCGGGUACCAUUACAACGCACUCACCUGUGAGGGCUGCAAAGGUUUCUUCAGGAGGAGCAUCACCAAAAAUGCCGUGUACAAGUGUAAAAAUGGGGGCAACUGUGUGAUGGACAUGUACAUGCGACGCAAGUGUCAGGAGUGUCGACUCAGGAAGUGCAAAGAGAUGGGGAUGUUGGCUGAAUGUAUGUAUACAGGUUUGUUAACUGAGAUCCAAUGUAAAUCUAAACGGCUAAGGAAAAACGUGAAGCAGCACUCAGAUAAGACGGUGAAUGAGGACAGCGAAGGCCGGGACUUGCGACAAGUGACCUCCACGACCAAGUCUUGCAGGGUAACAGAGAGUAACGGCGUUGCCAAGGAGAAAACUGAACUCACCCCAGAUCAGCAGCACCUUCUGGAUUAUAUUAUGGAUUCCUAUAACAAACAGAGAAUGCCUCAGGAAAUAACCAAUAAAAUCUUAAAAGAAGAAUUUAGUGCAGAGGAAAAUUUUCUCAUAUUAACAGAAAUGGCGACCAGUCAUGUACAGGUUCUUGUAGAGUUCACAAAAAAGCUUCCAGGGUUUCAGACAUUGGACCACGAGGAUCAAAUCGCAUUGCUGAAAGGGUCAGCAGUGGAAGCCAUGUUCCUCCGCUCAGCAGAGAUUUUCAAUAAGAAACUUCCCAUUGGACAUGCAGACCUGUUGGAAGAAAGAAUUCGAAACAGUGGCAUCUCUGAUGAAUAUAUAACUCCGAUGUUUAGUUUUUAUAAAAGUGUUGGGGAACUGAAAAUGACCCAGGAAGAGUACGCUUUGCUGACGGCAAUUGUCAUCCUCUCUCCAGACAGACAAUACAUCAAGGACAGAGAGGCGGUGGAGAAGCUUCAGGAACCCCUGCUUGACGUGCUACAGAAACUGUGCAAGAUUCACCAGCCCGAGAACCCUCAGCAUUUUGCCUGCCUGCUGGGUCGCUUGACGGAACUUCGGACGUUCAACCACCACCAUGCUGAGAUGCUGAUGUCCUGGAGAGUGAAUGACCACAAGUUCACCCCACUCCUCUGUGAGAUCUGGGAUGUGCAGUGAUGUGCAGGAUGAGGGACUAGCUACUCGUCCCCCCCGGGACAUAAAUCUGAUGUUGGGCAUCCCUUACUUCAUUUGUACCUGGUUUCACUCAAGAAUCUCAAUGAAUAUUUAUGUAGCGAUUGUAUAACUCCCACAACUGUAAAUACAGGCUAGAUAGAAUUGCUUUCUCUACAUUACAUUUUACAAGGCUUCAGGAAGCCCCAUUGACAUGCCCUGUUUGCCUAAUGAAAUCGAUUGUUACUUCAAUUCUGUCUGCUGAACUAGGGACAACCUCAUUUUAUUCAUCAUUUGACAAUAUUACAUUUAUUUUAUUAAAGAGCUGUUUCCACUGAAACAAUAAACCGAACAUAAUGGCAACAGACUUCUCUUUUGGAGAAAAAAAAAA
Molecule: messenger RNA, 2145 nt
Organism: Peromyscus leucopus (white-footed mouse)
Lineage: Eukaryota; Metazoa; Chordata; Mammalia; Rodentia; Cricetidae
Gene: Nr1h4
Product: nuclear receptor subfamily 1 group H member 4
Exons: 10
Coding region: 312-1760 (482 amino acids)
Biological process (GO): bile acid signaling pathway; negative regulation of inflammatory response; cell differentiation
Molecular function (GO): RNA polymerase II cis-regulatory region sequence-specific DNA binding; zinc ion binding; bile acid binding
Source: RefSeq, a predicted model, not a curated record